Molecule: messenger RNA, 2694 nt
Organism: Aspergillus pseudonomiae
Lineage: Eukaryota; Fungi; Ascomycota; Eurotiomycetes; Eurotiales; Aspergillaceae
Product: sodium:solute symporter family protein
Exons: 6
Coding region: 667-2694 (675 amino acids)
Biological process (GO): putrescine transport; spermidine transport; urea transmembrane transport
Cellular component (GO): plasma membrane
Molecular function (GO): putrescine transmembrane transporter activity; spermidine transmembrane transporter activity; urea transmembrane transporter activity
Source: RefSeq, a predicted model, not a curated record
CUAGCUUCUUUUCAUUGUUGGUGAUUUACCUAAAAGCUGGGUCGGCAUCCACUAUCUUGAUAUCAGAAAGCCCCGUGUUCCUUAUCAACCGUUUGCCGUCUCGGAGCCAAUCGACGAUGGCGUUCAUCCAACCUCCACUGAUAAGGAUGGGCGACGAAAACAAGAUUGGCCAAUGAUAACUGGAGGAUUGAGGUCGACUACGAUAGGGACCAUGAGCCUUAUGGAUUGUCAAUAAGCGAUGGAAAUAAGAAAAUCGCGGGCCACCCUGUUCCAUGUGCUGGUCCGCUGUGACGUUGGUGAAAUACGAACAUGAAGCCCUUAUCAGGCCCCGGAGCUUCAGCAACGACAAUGACUGGGUUGAGCAGUCCAGAAUCCCGAUUCAAUGGGACGAAGGAUGUUGAUCAGUCUGGGGGUCUUCUGCGAGGUCGGAGGUCUCCUAUGCACAUGGUUGUACUACUUGAGGUAGUAUAUGAAUCAAGUCACUCUUCGCUUCCCUCCAGAUUUUCUUUCAGAAAGUAUCAGACUGCUCGAGGUCAUUGCUUGUGGGUCGCUAUAUUGAUAUUAGCCUAUAUUGUUAUACUUGAACUGCAAUUUCAUACCCCGUAUUAGGAUAUACGUGCAUUCGGAUUGACCAUCCAAGGCCAUCGUCCGACCAAAGCCGCAGUCAUGUCGGAGACAGCCAACUUUGUUGCUCCCUUGUCUCAAGGGUUUGGCUAUGGUAUUAUUGUCGGAUUAGGGUUCGCAUUCGCUUUGGUGAUGGUUUUUAUCACUUGGGCCCUCAAAAGAUAUCAGUAUGAAGUCCAGACCUCAGAGAUGUUUUCGACUGCAGGAAGAUCCGUCAAGUCAGGUUUGGUUGCUGCUGCUGUCGUAAGUAGCUGGACUUGGGCUGCCACCCUUCUGCAAUCCUCUGCAGUAGCCUAUCAGUACGGAAUUUCGGGGCCAUUCUUCUAUGCAUCAGGUGCCUGCGUGCAGAUUAUUCUAUUUGCGACGCUCGCCAUUGAACUCAAAAGACGAGCCCCAAAUGCGCAUACGUUCCUGGAAGUCAUUCGCGCUCGAUAUGGCACUGCUGUCCAUGUGGUCUUCAUUGUGUUUUGCUUGAUGACCAAUAUUCUUGUCACCGCAAUGUUGCUCACUGGUGGAUCUGCUGUCUUGACAUCCUUAACUGGAGUCAAUACGGUUGCAGCUUGUUUCCUGCUCCCCAUUGGUGUUGUGCUCUAUACGCUCUUCGGUGGCAUCAAAGCAACUUUUAUCACCGACUAUAUGCACACCGUGGUUAUCAUCGUCGUUAUAUUCAUCUAUGCAUUCUCCGCUUACGCGUCUAACGAUACUCUUGGAUCUCCGGGUAAAGUUUAUGAUGCUCUGGUUGCGGCGGCUGAUCGUCAUCCUGUGGAGGGUAAUGCUCAGGGCAGCUAUCUCACCAUGCGAUCAAAGGAGGGUGGUAUCUUCUGGGUUAUCAACCUUGUCGUGUGUUUCAGUACUGUCUUCCUGGACAAUGGCUAUUACAACAAAGCUAUUGCUGCGCACCCCGUACAUGCUUUCCCUGGUUAUGUUAUUGGUGGCCUCUGCUGGUUCGCCAUUCCUUGGCUCUGUGCCAGUACUAUGGGAAUAUCUGCUCUUGCUCUUGAAGGCACUCAGCGCAUGAGCUCGGAGGACGUAACUGCCGGCCUUGUCCUACCUUUUGCUGCUGUCAAGCUGCUGGGAUAUAGUGGAGCUGUCUGCACCACACUCAUGAUUUUCAUGGCAGUCACGUCGGCGUUUUCGGCUCAGCUAAUUGCUGUUUCUUCCAUCCUGACUUACGAUAUCUAUCAGGCUUAUAUCAACCCCUCUGCAAAGGGCAAGAGAUUAGUGUGGGUGUCUCACAUGUCCUGUAUUUUCUGGGCUAUUGCCAUGGCUAGUUUCGCAACUGGUCUCUACUACGCGGGUAUCGGUAUGGGCUACCUUUACUUGCUUAUGGGAGUUAUCAUCUCGUCGGCGGUGUUCCCAGGCGCGAUGACCCUCGUCUGGAAGGCACAGAACUGGGUCGCAGCAGCUGUAUCACCUAUUCUGGGCCUCGCCGUGUCCCUCAUCGCAUGGCUUGUAACCGCUAAGAAGGAAUCCGGUGUAUUGACCGUCGCUACCACUGGCGCAAACUAUCCCAUGCUCGCUGGAAACGUCGCCGCCCUCCUCAGCCCCAUCAUAUUCUCUCCUGUCCUCACUUACAUAUUCGGUCCUCAAAACUACGACUACGAAUCCAUGCGUGCCAUCCGCAAAGUUGAUGAUACAGACGUCGCAGCAGCCGCACACGUCGAUAUCGAACUAAUCCCCGGCGAAAACAACCCCGCCGCCAUCAACCCCGCCAAAGAGCAAGAAGAAGAGCGCAAGCUCAACAGGGCCGCGCUCUACUCGCGCACCCUCACCAUCGGCAUGGUUCUGUGCUUCCUACUCUUAUGGCCAAUCCCCAUGUAUGGCAGCUCGUACGUGUUCAGCAAGAAGUUCUUCACCGGCUGGGUUGUCGUGGGCAUCAUCUGGCUUUUCUGUACGACUGUAGGAGUGGUGCUUUUCCCACUGUAUGAGGGAAGAGAGAGUAUUAUCCGUACGGCUAGGCUUAUGGCUCUUGAUGCUGUUGGUAAGAAGCCGAGGUUUGAGGGACAGGAACAGACUCCAUCUGGUUCUGCGACGCCGACGGAGAAAGUGGGCACUAAGUCGGACGUGUAG